CUAAACUUCUUGGCAAAUUUCUUUCUUUCUUUUUUUAUUUUCUGCCUGUGUUCAUGAUAUUCAUGCUUUGGACAGUAAGGGACGCUGUUGGUCAGUGAAACAAGUGUUCAGAGUUGGUUCAGUGGAGGCAGAGCCUUCAUUUUCCCGUUUAGCCAGGAGAGAAGACAGUCUGUGCUUCAUACGCAGGACUACGGACAUAAUUUCAUUCGGAGCGAGGACUUUAAAAUCAAAGGAUUACUUCAUGCAACUGCCUUUGUUUUCUGUGGAUUGUAUACGGCCAGCUUUUGGUGACACUUUUUCUUAUUUGUGUAAUGGCGUUUGGAAAAUCUCCUCACGGAAAAGGGCGUUUGUUUAGCAGCUCAGUAUGGCCGUUUCUGCUGUUCUUCUGGUGUCUCUGUCACAUCGUGUCGGGCCAAAUCAGGUAUACAAUUCCGGAGGAGCUGAAAAGGGGGUCACUUAUCGGUAACGUGGCUCAAGACCUCGGUUUGGAUGUGCAAAGGCUCCGCUCUGGUCGGGCCCGUAUCGUGACCAGACAAAGCAUCCAGUACACCGAGCUGAAGACAGACAAAGGCGUUUUAGUGGUGAACGAGAGAAUAGACCGAGAGCAGCUUUGUGGAGACGUAACACCGUGCAGCUUCAGCUUUGAGGUGAUUUUAGAAAACCCCAUGGAGUUACACCGAGUGACAGUAGAAAUAACUGACAUAAAUGACAAUUCUCCGACAUUUACAAAGGGUGAGAAUACAUUUGAAAUAAGUGAAUCCAUCACACUAGGAUCACGCUUCAUGUUACCCAGUGCUGAAGACACAGAUGUAGGCGGUAAUGGUCUACAAAAAUACAUACUAACUACGGAUGGUAUUUUUGGUUUAAAGCAGCACUCAAAUCCAGAUGGUCGAAAAUAUGCUGAGAUGAUCUUACAAAAACCGUUAGAUAGAGAAAGUGAGCCACGAUUAUCACUGAAGCUCAUCGCUGUUGACGGUGGAACUCCUGCUAGAUCUGGUACAGUAAAUAUAGAUAUUACAGUGCUUGAUGCUAAUGAUAAUCCUCCCAUUUUUAACCAGUCUCUGUACAGGGCUACUGUCUCGGAGAAUGCAUUAAAAGGCACCUAUAUCACUACAGUUAAUGCAAGUGAUGCAGACAGUGGAUCAAACGGUCUUGUCACAUAUCGAUUUUCAAACAUGAAAGAGCAGCUUGCUGACAUAUUUCAUUUAGACGACAUUACAGGAACCAUAACACUUGUAGGUCAAGUAGAUUAUGAAAAAGAUAAGAAAUAUGAAAUUAUGUUAAAAGCUAUGGACCAAGGAGGUCUGGCCGAUUCAAGUAAGGUGCAAAUAGAGAUUAUAGACGUCAACGACAAUGCGCCUGUCAUAAAUGUGAUGUCAUUCUCCAGCCCCGUGCCGGAGGACUCUGCCUCUGGCACCACAGUGGCAAUAAUUAAUGUGAUUGACGCAGACUCAGAGCAAAAUGGCAAAAUAGUUUGCUCAACAGACAGUAGCCUCCCAUUUAAAAUAAAAUCAACUUUAACUAAUUACUAUGCAUUACUAACAGACUCAGCUUUUGACAGAGAAGUAGUGCCGGAAUAUAACAUAACUGUCAGGGCCACCGAUUCGGGAUCACCGUCCUUGUCAAGCACAACAAUAUUACGUCUGAGAAUCUCCGAUGUUAAUGACAAUGCUCCAGUAUUUGAUAAAAGUAGCUACGUUGCUCACGUUACUGAAAACAAUUCCCCUGGGGUGUCAAUAUUUUCUGUCAAAGCACUGGACGUUGACUGGAAUCAAAACGCUAGAAUAUCGUACUUUCUCGAAGAAACUCAAAUCAAUGGUAGUCCAACAUCUUCUUACGUCUCCAUAAACACUGAAACUGGAGCUAUUCAUGCAGUGAGGUCGUUUGACUAUGAACAGAUUAAACAACUUCAGCUUGUAGUAAAGGCGCAGGAUGGAGGUUCCCCUCCACUCAGUAGUAACGUGACUGUGAAAUUAAUGAUCCAGGACCAGAACGACAACCCCCCUCAGGUCCUGUACCCAGUCCAGACUGGUGGCUCUCUGGUGGCUGAAAUGGUGCCUCGUUCAGCAGAUGUGGGCUAUCUGGUCACUAAAGUGGUGGCUGUUGAUGUGGACUCUGGACAGAAUGCCUGGCUCUCCUAUAAACUGCAGAAAGCCACAGACAGGGCGCUGUUUGAAGUGGGCUUACAGAAUGGAGAAAUAAGAACUAUCCGCCAAGUCACUGAUAAAGAUGCUGUGAAACAGAGACUGACUGUUAUAGUGGAGGACAACGGGCAGCCCUCUCGUUCAGCUACAGUCAUUGUUAACGUGGCGGUGGCGGACAGCUUCCCUGAAGUGCUGUCUGAGUUCACUGACUUUACACACGACAAGGAGUACAAUGACAACCUGACUUUUUACUUAGUGUUGGCUCUGGCUGUAGUCUCCUUCCUCUUCAUCACGUGUUUAGUGGUUAUUAUAUCAGUGAAGAUCUACAGGUGGAGACAGUCUCGCGUCCUGUAUCACUCCAGUCUCCCUGUGAUUCCAUAUUAUCCACCACGUUACUCAGACACUUUGGGGACAGGGACUCUCCAACACGUGUACAACUACGAGGUGUGCAGGACGACUGACUCCAGAAAGAGUGACUGUAAGUUCGGAGGAGCCGGUAGUCAGAACGUGCUGAUAAUGGACCCCAGUUCUACAGGGACGAUGCAGCGGAUACAGAGUGAGAAGAGCAUCCUGGAUGAACCAGACUCUCCUCUAGAGGUUAGUUAAAUAAUGUAGCUUCGUCUCUGUGCCUUAAUUUCUCUUGUCAGUGUGUAGUUGCAUUGAUAGUGAACUGUUGCAGCUAUUUCCGCAUUUUCAGAACCAUGGACAGCAUCCCAUUACCUACAUUCUCAAUCAGUGAUAGGCUGUGUAUUAUUUUACAAGCACCUUGUAGGUGCAUUGUGAGUUAAAGCGGACUGAUAUAUCCCUUAUAGGUUAGACUGCUUCAACCUUUUUCUAUACAGUUUUUAUAGUACACCCUUUAGAGUGAGCCUUGGUGACUGUAUUUGAAACAAAUAUCCAACUGGCUGUUUCGGUAUUUGGAUAUUUUUUGUUUGCUUUAGUGCAGAUUUAACAUAUAGUACAAGUAUUUACUGAAUGCUUAUUAUACACAUGGUUUCAUAUUGAACAUUAAUAUAUUUUUUUCCUUUA
Molecule: messenger RNA, 3173 nt
Organism: Sebastes umbrosus (honeycomb rockfish)
Lineage: Eukaryota; Metazoa; Chordata; Actinopteri; Perciformes; Sebastidae
Product: protocadherin gamma-A1-like
Exons: 1
Coding region: 312-2750 (812 amino acids)
Biological process (GO): homophilic cell-cell adhesion
Cellular component (GO): plasma membrane
Molecular function (GO): calcium ion binding
Source: RefSeq, a predicted model, not a curated record